CUAGAGAACACCGGCUCGGUAGCUCGAGACCAUCUAGCUCUCGAGCGCACCUAUCUAGCCUGGCUCCGAACCAGCCUCACACUAACCUCAGUAGGGAUCGCCCUGUCCCAAUUCUUUCGACUGCCAAAAGGAUGGGAAGAUGAUGAGGAUUUUGGUUCCGCCGGGCGUAACGGGGGUAGCUCCCACUUGCGGGGUCCUUCGUACUGGCUGGGAGGGGAGACGGUGAGGGAUCUGGCUACACCGAUGGGAUCGAGCUUUAUUAUCAUUGGAAUCCUCACGCUCCUCUUUGGCACUUGGAGAUACUUUGCAGUGCAGAGUCAACUGAUGAGGACGAGCUAUGUGCCCAGUAGACUGGAGGCAAUCACAAUCACCUUCCUCGUAGGCACACUCCUCUGUGCAGUACUCGCAGUCAUCCUUUCA
Microstroma glucosiphilum is the source of this 420-nucleotide messenger RNA. RefSeq lists its product as hypothetical. The transcript has 2 exons. NCBI's taxonomy places the organism in Eukaryota, Fungi, Basidiomycota, Exobasidiomycetes, Microstromatales, Microstromataceae. The annotation marks the transcript as partial. The record is from RefSeq and is a predicted model, not a curated record.